AUGUCUAACUCAAAAACCUUCUCCCUUCAUCCCGCCCUUGCUGUCUCGAACAUCAAGUCCCUCAUCCCCAUCACCCUUGAGAUGGAGAACGUCCUUCAUCCCGCCCUUGCUGUCUCGAACAUCAAGUCCCUCAUCCCCAUCACCCUUGAGAUGGAGAACGUCCAAUACGCGACGUGGGCGGAGCUCUUCAAAAUUCAUUGUAGAUCACAUAGGGUUAUUGACCACAUAAUCCCACCGGAAAAAGGCAAGGAGAAGGUACCGACAACCGAUGACGAAAAGGAUUUAUGGCUAACCCUUGAUGCAGCAGUCCUCCAGUGGAUUUAUUCCACGAUCUCUAGUGACUUGUUGCACACAAUCAUGGAAACCGACUCAACGGCAAUGGAGUCUUGGAAUCGGUUACGUGACAUAUUCCAAGACAAUAAAAAUUCUCGUGCAGUCACUCUUGAGCAAGAAUUCUCAACCACUGACAUGGCGGAUUUCCCUAAUGCCUCCGCAUAUUGUCAACGGUUAAAACUCUUGUCGGAUCAACUCAAGAACGUCGGGUCGCCGGUCACAAACAACCGGCUCGAUUUACAGAUGGUUGCCGAUCUCACUGAUGCUUAUAGUGGUGUUGCUAUGCUUAUCCGUCAAAAAGAUCCUCUACUGCCCUUUUACCAAGCCCGUUCGAUGCUAAUAUUGGAAGAAGCGGGUUUUGCCAAGAAAGCCGCCACCGUAUCUAAUUCCGCCAUGGUUACUACGUCAUCUAAGGAGUUUGAUGACAACUCUUCAUAUUCUGAAAAUAUGUCACAAAACCGUGGUAAAAAUCACCAAAACAAGAACAAUAAUGGUGGUAAAAAUCGCGGCGGCGGCCGAGGGUGGUGGCCGCGGAGGCAGGGGUGGCGGCAGCAAGCAGCGGCAACCACCGUCAGGCUGGUCGGACAGCAGCAGCAGCAAUGGCCAUGGGCUAUCCCACCAUGCCCAUAUCCAACUGCACCUUGGGCCAGGCCCAGUCCACAGCACAGGCAGCAGCAAUAG
This is a messenger RNA of Asparagus officinalis (garden asparagus), 1014 nucleotides long. RefSeq lists its product as uncharacterized. The transcript has a single exon. NCBI's taxonomy places the organism in Eukaryota, Viridiplantae, Streptophyta, Magnoliopsida, Asparagales, Asparagaceae. Bases 1 to 1014 code for a protein of 337 amino acids. The record is from RefSeq and is a predicted model, not a curated record.